AAAGGGGAGUAUUGGCGAGGCGGAGCUAAUUUUCCCGCCAAGAGAACAAAUGCUCUGUUCUCCCACUCUCCGUAUCUGUCCUCUCCAAAACCCUCAACUCCAUCGCAAAACCCUUUUACUCUCCAAAUUCAAACCCAAUUUCCCACACAAACCCCAUCACUUCUCACCUUUCCUAGCUAAUCAUCUCACCAAGACAAUUUCUGGGUAUACGGGUUCGUUUCUGGGUCCUUCUUGUUCCAAUUCAUCGCUCUCUUUCUCUGCCGAUGACGAUUUGGACGAUGAGUUGGAACGCCUUCUGGGUUUGUUGCCGGAAGAGAUGUGGCGGAGAAUCGGCGAUCACCCGGAGCUCCACCAGUUGAUUGAAGUGGUUUUGGAUUUGGGUCGAAAGCCCUUGGCUCGGUUUCCAUCUGGAGACUUUGUUUUAUCGAAUAAUGCCAUCACGGUGGAUGAUCUUGAACAUGCCACUUCAGCGGUUGGUGACUUUGCCUUUGAUAAUCGAGCAGGCAUUAGCAGAACCUUACACCGCAUUAGUGCCAUUAGAAAUCGCAAGGGUGCUAUUAUUGGUUUGACUUGUCGUGUUGGUAGAGCUAUAUCAGGAAGUGCGAAUUUGUUGCGAGACUUGGUGAAAGAUGGGGCUUCUUUGUUGCUUAUUGGACCUCCGGGAGUAGGCAAAACCACAAUUAUCAGGGACAUUGCUCGGAUGCUCGCAAAUGAUUACAAGAAACGUGUGAUGAUUGUUGAUACCUCAAAUGAAAUAGGGGGUGAUGGCGACAUACCACAUGCUGGAAUAGGUAGUGCUAGACGGAUGCAAGUCCCUAGCUCUGAUAUGCAACAUAAGGUACUGAUUGAAGCAGUUGAAAACCAUAUGCCACAAGUUAUUGUAAUUGAUGAAAUUGGCACAAAACUUGAAGCAAUGGCUGCAAGCACGAUUGCACAACGUGGCAUUCAGCUAGUUGCCACUGCUCAUGGGGUAACAAUCAAGAAUUUAAUAAUGAAUCCUUCAUUGGAGAUGCUUGUUGGAGGAAUACAGAGUGUGACACUAGGGGAUGAAGAAGCAAGCCGGAGGCGUGUUCAGAAAACAGUGCUGGAAAGGAAAGGACCCUCAACAUUUAGUUGUGGUGUAGAGAUAAUUUCCAAGAAUGAGCUGCGAGUUCAUUCUAAUUUAGAAGCAACAGUGGAUGCUAUUCUUUUAGGUCGCUACCCAAACUAUGAAAUUCGCAAGAUAAACCCGGGAUCAGAAGAUGAAACUUUAGAAGCAAAAUCUUUCAUUCAUGAGUCUUUGGAAAAAAAUGGAGGUGUAGUUGAAGAUAUUCUACAGAUCAAUGAUGAGAGUCCUAGCCAUAGAAUCACUUGUGAAAUACCUCAAAUCAUGGGAGAAAGUUCUCUUGAUGACGAAGCACCUAUCUGCUUGUUUGUUUAUGGGAUCCUGGAGACAAGUGUGAUACAAGGGAUUAAACAAUUAGAGAUGGAUGGUGAGAUUAAACUUACUGAUAACAUCAGCGAAGCACAUGCACUACUUGCCUUGCAGUCCAAGCUCAAGAAGACUCGAAUUCAAGCUGCCGCUAGAUCCCAUGGCAUACCGAUUUAUGUUACAAAGACAAGCUCAUUGAUGCAGUUGACGAAAGCCAUACGGGCAUUAAUAGCUGAUCAUGAAGAUGGUUUUAAGGAUUUUGAUCGGAUGACAAGUAAAUGGCCUCAGAAGAUUGAAGCCUUGGAGGAGGCCAGGAUUGCCAUCGAGAAAGUAGUGAUUCCGAAAGGGGAACCUGUGGAGCUACUCCCUAGGCCAUCGAACAUUAUUUUGCUUCAGAAGGACCUCAUUCACAAGUACAAGUUACAAACAGAGAGAGUUGGAGCAGAGCCGGACGCACGACUUCGUAUCCUUCCAUAUCAAACUACAAGGGAUGAUGAAGACGAAGACGCCAGUGAGAGUAUUGAUGCUGUAGGGAGUUUGAUGACUUGUUCAGUCUCAAUGGCGAAACAACUGGUCCCGCCUACGUUGUUGAUAGAUUGCCUCUCCUCCCGACUAGGCACUAUAGUAUGUAUAGACUGGUUCUAUGAUGUCUCAGUAGUGUGUAGCAUCUUGUAAGGUCUGGCCAUCUCA
Molecule: messenger RNA, 2101 nt
Organism: Camellia sinensis
Lineage: Eukaryota; Viridiplantae; Streptophyta; Magnoliopsida; Ericales; Theaceae
Source: RefSeq, a predicted model, not a curated record